AUGACGAUUUUACUCACGGGCGGACGUGGCAAGACGGCGAGCCACAUCGCCGCCCUGCUGGAUGCGGCCAACGUGCCCUUUGUCGUGGCGUCCCGUACCUGCAGUCCAGGCUCCAAGUAUCGUCAGUUAACCUUUGACUGGCUGGACAGCAAGACGUACGAUAAUGUCUUGUCGCCGCAAGAAGGGAUGCGCCCAAUCUCAGCUGUCUGGCUUGUUCCCCCCCCGAUAGCCGACUUGGCUCCGCCGGUAAACGCCUUCAUCAACCAUGCCCGCCUCAAGGCGGUCGAUAGAUUUGUGCUACUCAGCGCAAGUAUGUUGGAACGAGGCGCUCCGGCAAUGGGGCAGAUUCACCAGCAUCUGGCGUCCCUCGAGGCCGUCAAGUACACGGUAUUGAGGCCAACUUGGUUCAUGGAGAACUUUUCUUCCCCAGACGACUUUCAGUGUAAAGCUAUUAAAAAGGAGGGCAGGAUAUACUCGGCAGCGGGAAACGGCAAAAUCCCAUUCGUCUCCGUGGUUGACAUUGCCCGAGUCGCGUUCCACGCACUGAAGGGAGAUUUGCGAGACAACACGGAUCCUAUCUUGGUCGGACCCGAGCUCUUGACGUAUGACGAUGUCGCCGAGAUUCUUACAACGCUGCUCAACAGGAGGAUAAGCCAUGUCAACCUGACCGAGUCGGACCUCGCCGAGAAGAUGCACGAGUACGGCAUGCCCCCUGAGGAUGCUAAAAUGCACGCCUCGAUGGAUCUGAUAGUACGGGCAGGCGGGGAGGAGAGACUCAACAACUCGGUACUUGAACUGACGGGCACGAUGCCGCGAACUUUUCUGGAUUUUGCCUCAAGCGAGAAGCAAGUCUGGCUAUAG
This is a messenger RNA of Metarhizium album ARSEF 1941, 861 nucleotides long. Its product is annotated as Ergot alkaloid biosynthesis protein. The record is from RefSeq and is a predicted model, not a curated record. Lineage: Eukaryota; Fungi; Ascomycota; Sordariomycetes; Hypocreales; Clavicipitaceae. The transcript is spliced from 3 exons. The coding region runs from base 1 to 861 and encodes 286 amino acids.